AUGCCUCGGGUUCGAAGCUCAUCGUCAUCUCAGCCGAGCUCCUUGCGGAGGCUUAAAGUCGUAAAGGAGGGUACCCAGAACAUCCACAUCAUUCUCGUACCGGGCGUAGGGACCCUUGCUUGUGAUUCCUGGUCCCUCUGUAAUCAGCCUUGGACCGAUGUCUUCGCACAACUGGACACUGGGGUCACCAUUCACUCUUACGAUUAUGAUGCGUCUCUGAACGACCACUUCUCCUGGCAGCAUCUCCUAGAUGAGGGAGCCGAGUUUCUUAAAAAGCUUCAAACUUUACAAGGAAGCGUACAAUAUGCUUAUAUCGAAAAGGCACUCUGUGUCGCUGGCACGCCUAACGACCAGUACUCCGACCUCUUGAACACCGUGGCUGGCGUUGUGUUCCUUGGUACUCCGCACCGCCUCGAAGGAGGAGUGAACGACGAGGAACUUAGUGAUCGAUUCACCCGCAUAUUAAAGCUCGAUAUCAACAAUGGCACGGUCGUUGACGAGCCUUUAUGUUCGAUUAGGACGUCUACAGAAGAUAGACUCGGCGUGCCGCUUGACCACCUUCAACUUCCGUCUAUGCGUGAGGAACAUGGGGCUUCAAUAUUGCAGAUACGGCGCUGGUUGGAGUCAGUCAUUCAACUCCACGGCGGAGCUCGCGAUGUGGAGAGUUUGAGGGUGGAAACGACGAGCAAUAACUUAUUGCUGAACCAGCCCCAUCAAUCUGUCAUGCAACAGGCUGCUAAAGCCAAAGUCUCCAGUCGGCCAGAGCCUAGCACGCCCUCUUACGUUAAAACUGAAUCAAGCCCAGAACAUAAAUCUCUCGUGGCUCUCCUGGAGAACUUCUCUGUGGAACAACGUGACCCCCAAAUACCUUGUUUCAUGAUGGACACAUAUGUGAGGAACAAGGACUUCUACGGAAGACAAGAUGUUCUAAGCAAACUUGAUGACUGCCUUCUCCCUUCAAAUGACCCGCUGCCAUCUUCGCAGCCCGAUCAAAUACGUGUGGGAAUAUUAUGCGGCAUGCCUGGUCUAGGGAAGACAGAAAUCGCCAUCGAAUACGCGUUUACUCGCGAAAACGACUUCGAUGCUGUUUUCUGGAUCCGAGCCGAUGAUGUGUCCAAACUUGAAUCGGACCUUGCCCAGAUCGCUAUCAAAUUAGAAAUCCAGGACCCCAAAGAGCCAGAUGACAAGGUCACCAAUAAAGGGCUCGCAAUUGAGUGGCUUUGCAACCCGUCUAAGACAGACCGUGGUACCGGGAACCAAGUGCGAGCUUCCUGGCUGGUUGUGUUCGACAAUGCCGACGAACCUGACAUCCUGGCGCCAUAUAGUGACAUCGCUAAUAGCGGAGCAGUCUUGAUCACGAGCCGCAGCCCCUCUCGAGGACAAGCUUCUCGCAACAUGCAACGGAUCCAGGGCCGGCUUGAAGAAGCAAGACAGGUCGGUGACCGACUUGGUGGGCUGCCACUUGCGCUCGCCCAGAUGGCUGGCAUAAUUAGGCUCGACUUUUUAACCUAUACUGAGUUUAUGAGACUUUACGAUGCUGGAGAAAUCCACGAGAUGGAGGUUUACCCGCCCCGGGAGCCGGCUCGUGGCAACGUGUCAACAGUCUUGGAGAAGCUGUCGAAUGCUGCACGAGCAAUUUUGGAAGUUUCAUCGUUUUUGGACCCAGACAGUAUUCAGGAGAAGAUCCUGAUGGACCACGCUACUAAUGUGGAUAUGCCCUCGUAUCCUAAGAAACAGGGUGCCUUUUACAAUGCUCGGAAGCAACUGAUCGGGUCUUCCAUUUUUCGUCAUAAUCAGGACACGGCUGAGUAUUGGAUGCAUCGCGUUACGCGAGACGUUGUGCGUGUCCAAAUCGAACCUGAGCGACAACGAAGGGUAUUUUUAAACGCGGUCACCAUGGUCGCAGCUGCCUGGCCGGUUGGAGAAGUUGAGGGCCAUGAUGUCAAGCUAUGGGAGGCAUCCAAAGCACUCUAUCCGCAUGUCAUCAGCCUGGAGGACGCGUAUAAGAAACACUUCAAGCAUGAAGAAUAUGUUGACGGCGACUUUGAAUUUGCUGGACUUCUCAAUCGCGCGGGAUGGUACCAACACGAACGCGGCGAAUCGCCUAUCAUAAAGCCUUUAUUGGAGCUGGCCCUAGACCUCUGCAAUCGCACCACAGACAUCGAUCACCAAGACUUAGAAUCCGACAUCCGGCACACACUUGGUGCAGUCGCCAGCGGGACAAACGACGCAGCCAGCAGCAUGGAACAUAAUAAAAAAGUCCUCGAGAUACGCUUGACUAUCGCAGAGGAACUGGGAGCAGUGGACGAGAAACUCGCCAGCGCUUAUAACCAGAUGGGUAUUUCAUGGAUGAUGGCUGGCGAAUACACGAAGGGGGAAGAAUGUUUUGCGACGUCUGCACGGGAGUACGAGAAAAUCUCGGACUAUACCAAAGACAAGCGUUCGCUGGCCCUUGUCAAUCUUGGCACAACGCAAUGGCUCCAGGGAGACUUGACACGGGCGUCUGAAGUGCUAGAAAUGGGCCUCGCAGAUCGAGAAGAAAUUUAUGGAGUCAUGGACAGCCAUUGUUUCAGGACCGGUCGCUUCCUCCACGCACUUGGAAACGUGCGGUUCUCUCAGGGCCGAAUCAAGGAGAGUGAAGAUUUUCAUCGACGGGCCCUUCAGCAAUACCAGUCAACCAUCCGCAACCGCCAUCAUCGAACUGCAGAUGUCUGCCACAAGAUGGCACAGCAUUGCCUUCGCAACGGGCUUUAUGACGAUGCCAUCGGAUUCAUCGACCAGGCCCUCAAGAAUUGGAGCGUUGACUCAGAAACAUAUGCUCGGGAGACAGCGCGGACUUCAUACCUAAAGGCUAAGGUACUUUCAGAAGCUAGGCAGGAGGAUGAGACAACAAAAUUGUUACAGGAGGCGGCAUCCAUGCGGCACAAGAUCACGGGGGUGGAGAGAGACGGCAAGGACCUACAAGAGGAAGACUUUGACGAACUAGUCACAUUCUGGUCUAGAUAG
Messenger RNA from Penicillium canariense, 3006 nucleotides. RefSeq lists its product as uncharacterized. The coding region runs from base 1 to 3006 and encodes 1001 amino acids. The record is from RefSeq and is a predicted model, not a curated record. The transcript is spliced from 9 exons. NCBI's taxonomy places the organism in Eukaryota, Fungi, Ascomycota, Eurotiomycetes, Eurotiales, Aspergillaceae. Gene Ontology annotation, molecular function: protein binding.